Chelmon rostratus (copperband butterflyfish) is the source of this 2010-nucleotide messenger RNA. RefSeq names its product GP1 homolog, RAB6A GEF complex partner 1 (gene rgp1). The transcript is spliced from 9 exons. Gene Ontology annotation, cellular component: Golgi membrane; Ric1-Rgp1 guanyl-nucleotide exchange factor complex. Lineage: Eukaryota; Metazoa; Chordata; Actinopteri; Chaetodontiformes; Chaetodontidae. Gene Ontology annotation, biological process: retrograde transport, endosome to Golgi. Bases 305 to 1465 code for a protein of 386 amino acids. The record is from RefSeq and is a predicted model, not a curated record.
ACUCGGACGUUAAACAUAACAUAUACUUACGGAAAAUGCAUGUGUCCUGAUAUGUGUUUUUAUUUUUGAAGUGUUUUGUUUUCCUUGGUUCGUGAUUGGUCGUACAGCAGCGGAUAUAGUAACGUAUACCUGCGUAUAACAUUAGUUUUGUUUACUGUAGCUGGAAUGCUAGCUUUCUAGAAAAGCUAUGCUUCUGUCCUCAGGAAAGGCAGUCAACGUUUGUAUUUUACACCAGAAGGAAAUUUAGGUGCACUUUGCGAUAAGACAACGUUGUUGUCUUGCCGCGAUAUCAUUUGAGGCCAAGAUGAUCGAGGUGGUGGCCUCAAUGGCCCGAGGCCCUGUGUUUCUCGCCGGAGAGCUCAUGGAGUGUCUCAUAACAUUCACCAACCCGAUGUCCCACCUCUCCACCUCUGCUAGCAGCGAGAUGCUGGCUUGGGCUAGUGCACAGAUCCACUGCCAGUUUCAUGCCAGUGAGAGCAGAGUGGCUCUGCCGGCACAGGGCAACAAACAGGAUGUCCAGGCCGAGAGUGACACAGUACUCAUCCCAAGCAGAGGAGAGCGAGGGCAAUGUGUGCUGGAUACACCACCAAAGAUAUUAUUCUGUGACCUGCGCCUGGACCCCGGGGAGAGCAAAACCUAUUCAUACAGUGAGAUGGUACCUAUAGAUGGUCCCCCUAGUUUCCGUGGUCAGGCGGUGAAGUACGUCUACAAACUGACCAUUGGCUGCCAGAGAGUCAACUCUCCCAUCAAACUACUCAGAGUUCCCUUCAGAGUGCUGGUUCUGCAGGGCAUGUCAGAGCCUCCAUUUCCCCAGGAUGAGGAGGUGUCCCCCUCUAACCCAUUCCUGGAGGAAGAGGAAGCAAGCCGCAGGGAUGCUCGGCCUCUGGAGAGAGCACUGGACAUGCUGAUGGUCACCACCUCUAGACGCUGCCCCCAUAUGUUUAAUAUCACCAAUAUGCGUGGGAAAGUGGCAAAGUUCUGCAUCUUCAAGACUGUUUACAGACUCGGGGAGGACAUCAUCGGCACAUUCAACUUCUCAGAGGGAGACAUUUCCUGCUUGCAGUAUUCAGUGAGCCUUCAGAGUGAGGAGGAGAUCCAGCAGCAGUACCAGCGGCGUCCCGGGCAGGCCAUCAGCGUGACAGGACACGGACGACACCUGGAGUCCUGCCUCCACACUGCCUCCAGCCACUUCUCUCUCCCCAUCCCCCUCAACGUCACGCCAGGUUUCAGCACAGACAUAGUGAUGCUGAGGUGGCGUCUGCACUUUGAAUUCGUCACUGCCCAGGAGCCGAUGGAACCGCCCACCGUGAUGCAGAACCAAUCAGAGGUCACAGUUUGGACCGGGGCGGAGCAUGUUGACGUGGAUACCUUCAGCUGGGAUCUGCCAAUCAAAGUCCUGCCCUCCAAUCCAGCCUUGGCGUCCUACAUGUCCCACUUUACAGGGACCAACAGCAUUAAUAUUUGACAGCCGUAUGUAUGAGAUUGUGAAUGUGAGAUCGUUAGGAGUGUAAUGUGUGUAAUGUCUUUCUGAGGGUGUCGACAGAUGUUCACAAGGUCGCGUGUGUGAUUGCGUAAUUGUGAGAGAAGGACCCUUUUUUUUUUUCUUUCCAGAUGAGAAAUGUUGGCACAGAGCUGCACAUUUCAGCAACAAAUGAACAUUUUCUUGUUGUUGUUUCCACUUUAUAUGCAGAGCCAAUGAUGGACUCCAUAUGUAAAGUAUGCAACCUAUGUUUUGCCUUGUUCUUAUGCAUUUUACAGUCCAUCUUUCCUUUUUUGGACAUCAUUGACCUCAUCAAGUGCAGCUGUGUCUGUGGUUGCUGUACAUUUCUGUAUUUAUUUUGUUUCCCUUAUUUGCUCGGACACAUGUUUUUUCUGAUUUUAUGAAACACCUGUUUCUUACUCAAAAUAUUUUUACAGUUUAACUGUUUUUUCCUUCAGCUUGAGCAAAGGCUGUAUUGAGAUGUAAAUAAUACCAGAUACAAAUUAAUUAAAAGUGUGAUUUAAAUUUGA